This is a messenger RNA of Darwinula stevensoni, 2809 nucleotides long. The record is from the annotation of a GenBank genome assembly. NCBI's taxonomy places the organism in Eukaryota, Metazoa, Arthropoda, Ostracoda, Podocopida, Darwinulidae.
CUCUUGGAUACAGGAGGGAGCCAUGAUUCAGAGCGAGUUGUUGAAGGGGCUUUCGUCUGUAACCGGCAAAGCCUAUGUUCACCAAUGCAUUACGGCAUCUGGAUCUGCUUAAAUUGUCCUUGCAGCUGCAUCCAUUGGCAUAUCCGUGCUAUUUUUCCCUUCGGAUCUGACUUGUUUGAAUAGAACCCACAAUCAUAUCGUGUACGGGUUCGGAAAGCCUACGACGGAGAAAUACAGCACUCAUGGAGAAUAUGGCUCAACCAAGGAGAAAUGUGACUAGUGAAGACAUUGUUUCUGCACAUGAAUCUGAGAGAGAAAGCCUGCUUGAUGGUGGGGAUGAUGAUGAUUUCUUCUUGAAGGGUCCAGCUCCCAAUCCCAUUCCUCUUGCAGGAGCCACAAAGCUUAGCCAAGUCAAGUUGCAGGUGGAAGAAGUCACCAAUGUCAUGAGAGAGAAUGUUUCAAAACUAUUUGAAAGAGGUGACAGACUGGAGGAACUCCAAGGUACAAUACCGAAGAACAUGCAUAGGUUAAAGGCAGCUUGUGAGUGCCUCGGAUUCCAUUUUGAUCUGAGUUGGAUGGAUGAAGGUGGAACUUCAAAGAGGACAGAGUCAGUGAUUUUGAAUGAAGAAGAAGCCCUGCAAAUCCUAAAGUCUUUCAAUUUUGAAGAAGCCAUCCUGAAUGAGUUCAUGGAAGAUGUUUCCAUGAAGUUGCACAACACUGUGAUUCCCAAGUUCUGGAAACUUUUGGAGCUACAAGAAGCAUCUGAGCCCUUUGCAGUCUUCUGUGAUGCUGUGCACGAACUCUCGUCUUCCCUCAGGGGGGUGCUUGCCCGAGUGCCUCUCAUGGAAAGACUACGUCCAGAAAAAUGGACAAAGUGUGGCCAGACCACAGUACUUGGGCUUUUGAAGCUGCAUUUGAAAACAGAACUGAAAUCCCAGCGCCCCCUGCACUACAAAAAUCUUCUGAUACAAUUCUACUCAAGGGCAUUCAAGAUCUUCCAUCAUCGCAGGGAAAUUGGAGUGAAUCAGGAACUGAAAGUGUUGGGACUCCUGGAAUGCUUGGUUGGUGAUGUCUUGACUUCCAUUGUUCAUGAGACCAUACAGAAUCAUGUGCAGGCGACAUGCAAAGGCAGCUUUGAUGUUUCUCACGUUGAUGGUCUUGAGAAGUGGCUGAGGAAGGUGGUCUUGGAUUGGUUCACCAUCAUUCUUGGAAAUCCUGGAGAUACAUUUUUGGAAACUCUUGAAGCUCGAUUGCUUCAGUUCUUGUUUGAAACGUAUACUCAUACGAGAAUGGAACAGCUCUUCACCAUAGUCAUAGAGUUCCCAGAAUCACAGCCAGCCCUGGAGGACCUGAAAGAAUGCUUGGAGAAGACAAACCUUCGAACUCAGCUCAUUCAAAGCCUCAAAGCAGCACUGCAGACACGGCUUCUCCAUCCAGGGGUAAACACAGCAGACAUUCUAACAGCUUACAUUUCUGCUAUCAAGGCUCUGCGAGUCCUUGACCCCUCUGGUGUCAUGUUGGAGCUUGCAUGUGGUCCAGUUAGGGAGUACCUGAAAACACGAGAGGACACCGUGAAGAGGAUCGUUUUGUGUCUCACUGAUGAAUACUAUGGAGAUCUCACAGAGGAGUUAGGGAAAGUGGAUGGAAGUGGAGGCACCAGAGCUGCAGGAGGGACCCAGGGGAACAAAGGCAGUCACGAACCGAUGGAAGUACGGGUAGGAGAUUGGCAGCAUUGGAUGCCCGAUCCGUGGGAUGCUGCUCCUCCUUCCAUCCAGAGUCUCUUGCCAGCAUCUGAAAAUCCUUCAGAUGUUUACAAGAAUCGAUCUGCAGACAUCGUCUCCAUGCUGAUUGGGAUCUAUGAGACAAAGGACAAAUUCGUCACAGAGUAUCGGACGAUCCUCGCCAAUCGAAUCCUCCGCUUGCUGUCGUUUGAAUCGAAAAAAGAAACUCGCUACCUGGAACUCCUCAAGCUCAGAUUUGGUGAAUCUCUUCUUCACAACUGUGAGGUGAUGCUGAAGGAUGUGGCUGACAGCAAGCGGAUCAAUGCUUUCAUCCACGGCCUCAAGGAGUACGGAAUGCCGGAGUUCCCUUCCUACCCGGUAGAAUCCAUGAUCGUCUCGGAUCAGUUUUGGCCGACGAUACGGGAAGAGAAGCUGGAGCUCCCGGCCUCCGUCAAGGAACACCUGGACAUCUACACCAAAGCAUUCGAGAUGCUCAAGGGGAACAGAACUCUUCACUGGAAGACACAACUGGGAAUAGUUCACAUGGACCUCGAAUUGGAAGGAGGUCGUACCAUCAAUCUCAUGGGAAAGGGCCUGAUCAGAGAGGUUAAUGGAGACAAGUUUAUCCUGGUCGAAGAUGGCUACAGGGAGGAGAAGCCCAACCUAUCACUCACCACAACUUCCGAAGACGACGACGAAGCCAACGGAUACAUGGCAUCUGCUUCUGAUCAGCAUCAAGAAAAGCUUCAGGUGUACUGGACUUACAUCAUGGGGAUGCUGACGAACAUCGAGUCUCUGACGUUGGAGAAGAUGCACUCCAUGCUGCGAAUGUUCACGUUGCAAGGGCCGCAGCUGGAAGAAUGCACCCAAGCCGAACUCAGGGAGUUUCUGGACCAGAAAGUGAGGAACCAUGAGCUCAUGUUCGUCAACGGUUCCUAUCGCCUCGUGAAAAAGGGAUGAUCUCGGUGAUCUCCCACAUUCCUCAUCGUCUGAGUGACGAUUGCCUGCCGGAAUUCGUGGUCUUUUGUUCCCAGUCACGAGAAUGAAAUUAUUUUCUGUUUCUAUGAAUACACAAAGAUAGAUAUUGA